AUGUAUUCAAAUAAGUGAGACGUUUCCUUGCUUUUUACAGUCUUAAAAGAGUCGUCUACCAUCUUCUGUUUGGUUCAACAGUUGCUUCUCUCUCUCCAAGCCCAUAAUUCAACCGCUCAGAUGUUUAUGAUCAGACAGAAAGGAAAUGCUACAGAGAUGAACACAGUAGAAUCAAGACUCAAUCUGCCACCAGGUUUCACGAUUCUUCUUCGUGGAUUUGCCAGAGCUGUCAUCACAACACAACCUGAGAAUAUCAAAGAGUUUGGGGCACUUUAUUUUUUAGAGUUUCUCAGGUUUAAAUCAGUUAAUCAAAAUCUUGGACUUCAGGAUCUUAUAAAAGAGUUUAACUCAAAGUUGUGGUUUAGUGCCGCUCCACUGGAUCUACAGGAGGUGCUGGCCAAUGAAGGUCCUGUCUGUGUGGAUCCUGUGAAGCUGCUGCUUAACACAGAGGAUAAAUUAUACAAAACAAAAGAGGAAUUCAACAGUCACAACCAAGAGACUCAAGAUAACACCAGCUCACCUUCACCACCAUGUUCUCCAAGAGCAGAAUCUGCUGAGAAAUCCUGUUCUGUAACUGAUAUGGAACAUGUGGUUGAACAUUUUACUCGGGACCUUUUGACACCAACCAGCUUAAACCACGAUAUACAAACAGUUCCUACAGGGAAUGAAGUGGUCAUCUAUCGCAGAAAUCCACACAGAAGCAUUGAUAAUGAAGGAGUCUCUACAACUCCAGUUAUGUGCAAGCGCACAGCAUCUGCCAUCUAUGAGAAAAUCUCUCUCAGUGAGAUUGACGUAGAGUCCAAUACUGUAGUCAUCAGGACGCCAUCUGUCCCUUGUGAAUACAUGAUCGUUGUUCAUUCUGAAAAUGUGCCUGAGACUAUAAUGUUUCAGAAGGAUCCCCUGUCAAAUUAUGAAGAGGUAAGAGAACAGACGUUUCAGGAUGACAACGUACAAGUCCUGUCAUCACCUGCAGAUCCAUCAAUUGUGAAUAAAAAUCAGGGCUGUAAUGAUGCGGGACAGGCGGAGCCGGCUGAAGAUCCUUCACUUUUUUCUUCUCCAGAGGUGCAACCAUGUCUGAACAGAGAAGUACCUGACAUUCUUUUUGAUACUCCAUCAAUUUAUCCAACUAAGCAAACACAGAUAGAAAUGGAUGAAGCUGCCAAUCUACAUUUGCCUGCACCACCUGAGCAAGUGUCACAUGAAGCAGGAGCUAAUAACCUGCCUCAAGUAGCACCAAAUAAAUCGAGUGAAAAUGUUUCUGACUCAUUGACAAAAAUGAGCAGCACCUCAGAUUUUCCACCCAAGAUCCCUGAAACCAAACAAGCAGAUAAUCCAGACCUAGUUCAUGCACCUUCCUCAGAAGGUUUAGCCAAGCUGAGUUUGGAACAACAGACAAAUUCAUUCGUUUUAUUGCAAGAAGACCCAAACCUUCUCACUUCACCACAUGACACUGCUAAUCCAAAGAAUCCAGAGAUCCUGCAAUCCCAUCACCCUGAUGUCACCAGUUUGCUAGACCACUCUAUUUUACCACAAAUGGAACCAGCAAAAGAAACAGAUGUCCACACUGCCGAGUGUCCGGCAAACGACAGAACAACUGAAACAACUGGCUUAGAACCUGAGAACCAGAUAUUUUCUUCUAUUUCCCCACCUUCAGAAAUGGUACCCAUUAAUUCGGUGCCACAGUCAGAAAAUGAUCAAUCUGGGCAUACAUCUCUGAGAUCCCUACCAUCAGAAGACUUUAGUUCAAACACUUCAUCCCACAUAGACUCAGAAUCCUCUAUACCUGGUGCUGAUUCUGGUUUGCACUCGUUUCCAUGUUCCCAGUUGACUUUCUCUGGUAAUUCCACUCUUAUUGUGGAAAAGAGAGCUCAACCUGAAGCUCAGCUCUCUCCAGGCAGCUAUUAUGAGCACCUACAUCCAACACACUUGGUUCCUGGCUGCUCUCACGAAGCAGUCCACAGGAUAUGCCAGCGCCCCUGCAUCAGCACCUCAGCUUGUAGGGGAAACUGGAGGCUUUGCCACCUGACCUGCCCCGAAACUAUGAGCAAUACACACACGGUUCAAUUUUACAUGAAUGGAUCAAUGACUGUAGAGAUGAGAAACGGAUACGCCCCCAACCAGCAAGCUUUGCCCACCUACCAUUGCAGUGGCCAUCAGUGGGACAUCCCAGCUCUUUGCACUUUAACCAGUGCCAUGCCGGUGCAAACCACGUCCUUUCCUCGACACAACUGCUGCUGCCGCUACGCCACGGACGUGACUCCAACUCACUAUCUUCUCAUCAACGGUCCCUGUCCGGAGCAGACUGUGUCUGACGCCUCUGUGUCAGGUACAUGUACACCUGAGCAGCUCAGCGGCUCUGGUGUCACUCCAGUUUCAUGCUGCUGUCCACAUGAGCUGAGACAAAGCCAGCAACUAACCAGCACAGACUCACCACAGAUACAGCAGUGAUUCACAUUAUGAAGAUUUGCUCAGUAAGAGACUUUGCAGAAACGUGGUGAUGAGGUUUGGAAGUUUACCAUCCAAAUAAGUAUUUCAUUUAAACACAUAAAAAAAUAAUAAAUGUGUGUAUGCAUCAUUA
This is a messenger RNA of Trichomycterus rosablanca, 2578 nucleotides long. RefSeq names its product calcium-binding tyrosine phosphorylation-regulated protein-like. The transcript has 8 exons. Bases 121 to 2448 code for a protein of 775 amino acids. The record is from RefSeq and is a predicted model, not a curated record. NCBI's taxonomy places the organism in Eukaryota, Metazoa, Chordata, Actinopteri, Siluriformes, Trichomycteridae.